Mesocricetus auratus (golden hamster) is the source of this 2344-nucleotide messenger RNA. RefSeq names its product zinc finger protein 54-like. The record is from RefSeq and is a predicted model, not a curated record. Gene Ontology annotation, biological process: regulation of DNA-templated transcription. NCBI's taxonomy places the organism in Eukaryota, Metazoa, Chordata, Mammalia, Rodentia, Cricetidae. The transcript is spliced from 5 exons. Bases 241 to 1923 code for a protein of 560 amino acids. Gene Ontology annotation, cellular component: nucleus.
AUGCGGGGAUCCACGUGCUUCGGAGCCGGGUGUGGAAGAUGAGGCCUGGUGCUGCCAGGCCCUGGACUCCGGAGCCGCAGUAUCCACGCCAGGCAAGUUGGGAAAGUCAGCAUCAGCAUCCCGGUGGCCCUGGAGCCUCCCAGGGCUCACUGAUCACCUAGACCUGCUCACCUGUGCAGCAGAACAAAGGGGCCUGGAAGGAGAGAGGAGACAGAAGCUUAGCAAGCAGGGAAGUGAGGCAUGUGUUCCCUGUUCCCGAAAGAGAAACUCAAAGAAGAGAAACAGGAAGAGAUGGCUAAUUCUUCAGUAAAUAUAUCACAGGGUCUGCUGACAUUCAGGGAUGUAACAGUAGACUUCUCCCAGGAGGAGUGGGAAUGCAUGGACUCGGCUCAGAGAGCUUUGUACAUUGGUGUCAUGUUGGAGAAUUACAGCAACCUGGUCUAUCUGGAGAACUAUUACAUACAUGAUCGUGUCCAUCACCAUGUGAAGACUGAAAAUGAGUCUUGUCAGUGUGAUGAGCUUGACAAAGUGCUUCAUGACCCCUCCACAUGUGCACUUCAUAUAACAAGUGAAUCUACAGAAAACUCUAAUAACUACACAUGCAGUAGUCACAGGGAUGCCUCUGUUGACUCAUCAAACCCAGACAGACAUGAAAGCAUGCACACUGGAGAAGAACCUUGCCAAUCUAAAGACUGUGAGAAAUCUGUAAAUUUGUGUUCUUGUAUUACUCAAGAUCAGAGAGUCUACACUGCAGAGAAAGAGCACAGGCAGGGAGAACAUGAUGACUCUUUGAGCUCUGCAUACAGGCUUUUACAACAACCAAUCUGCAUUGAAGAAAAUCCACACCAGUGUGGGAAAUGCAAGAAAUGCUUCAGGACUGCAUCCUACCUCAAUGAUCAUGAGAGAAUUCAUACUGGAAUUACACCCUGCCAGUGCAGCAUUAAUAAAAAAUCUUUUGCCCAGCAUGCUAGUUGUAAAACACACCAAAGCCUUCAUACUGUGGAGAAACCACAUACAUGCAUGGAAUGUGAGAAAUCGUCUUCUUGGAACUCACAAUUUAGAAUGCAUCAGCGGAUUCACACUGAGGAGAAACCUUCCAAAUCUAUCAAAUGUGACAAGUUCUUUACCCAGGACUCACAUCUUAGUAGACAUCAGAGAGUUCACAGUGGAGAGAGACCUUACAAAUGCAUGGUAUGUGACAAGGCCUAUACCCAGCAUACAGGUCUUAGAAGACAUCAGAGAGUUCAUACUGGAGAGAGGCCUUUCAAAUGUAUGGAAUGUGACAAAUCCUUUAUCUGGAUUUCAGAUCUUAGAAAACAUCAGAGAGUUCAUACUGGGAAAAAACCAUACAAAUGUGGGCAAUGUGACAAGUCCUUUACCUGGGACACACAAUUUAGAAGACAUCAGAGAGUUCAUAGUGGAGAGAGACCUUUCAAAUGUAUGGAGUGUGACAAGUCCUUUACCUGGGUUUCAGAUCUUAGAAAACAUCAGAGAGUUCAUGCUGAACAGAGACCUUACAAAUGUAUGGAAUGUGACAAGUCGUUUACCUGGGUUUCAGGUCUUAGAAAACAUCAGAGAGUUCAUACUGGGGAAAAAGCUUACAAAUGUAUGCAAUGUGACAAGUCCUUUACCUGGGAUGGACAACUUAAAAGACAUCAGAGAGUUCAUACUGGAGGGACACCUUUCAAAUGUAUGGAAUGUGACAAGUCCUUUACCUGGGUUUCAGAUCUUAGAAAACAUCAGAGAGUUCAUACUGAACAGAGACCUUACAAAUGUAUGGAAUGUGACAAGUCCUUCAUCUGGGUUUCAGAUCUUAGAAAACAUCAGAGAGUUCAUACUGGACAGAGACCUUACAAAUGUAUGGAAUGUGACAAGUCCUUUAUCUGGAAUACCCAACUUAGAAGACAUCAGAGAUCACACUGAGAAGAAUCAUGUAUUAAAUGUGCCAUGUCCUUUACCAAGAUGUCACAUUUUAUAAGACAUCAGAGGGUCCACACUAGUGAGAGACCUUGGAUUUUUAAGGAUUGUGACAAAUCUUUUCCUAGAUGAAAACAUCUUAGAACAUAUCAGAAUAUUCAUACUGGAAAGAACCUUACAAAUGCCAAGACUGACUGUCAUAUCCUUUAUCCAUAUUAUAAGUCUUAACAGAUGGAAAGAAAAAUACCAUUGUAAAUAAUGUGACAUACCUUUUUCUUGUUUUCUCUUCUCACAAAUAACAACAGUAUAUAUAAGAAACUUGUGAAAACCUUUAAUGAGUAUUAUAUCUCAGAAACAUAUAGUGUUUGUGCCAAAUUAAAAUUCUCCCAAUGUUACUGCAGUAAAAGCUUCUCAUUUCUUUUCUCUA